CCUAGACCCCUAGAGGGCGCUAUACAACCCGCAUUAAAAGAAGAUGGCGGCCUACGAGCGCGAAAUUCCACUUUUGGUCAUUCCUGACGCAGACGCCGCCACCAACUGCCUCUCUUCGGUCUGGGGUCUGGGCCACAAACUACUCCUGCACGCUGGCAUUGGCAAGAGGAUAUAUGAACACACACAAGGCAAAGGUUAUGAAGCACCCAUCUUGCAGAGCCCUCCCAGAUUGCAUUGGGUUCAAUGGCAAACAGACAUGCACAAACCCAUAGCAAGAAAACUGGUCACCCAAUCACAUGAUGUGUUUGUAGCACUACAGAAGCACGGUCCAGAGUCAUCAGAUUCUGUGAGAAAACCGCAACUCGUCAAGUACAGUCGACAUUACCGAGCCUUCAUGGGUGAAUGCGUGCAGGACUUGCGCAAAGCAGCAGCCGAUCCCAAUGUGUCUCGUGAGGAAUGUGAGAGCUACACAGCUCAGAGCGAGUUGCUGCAGACCAUGGGUCUCAUCUGGAGCCUCUGUGAGAUCCUAUUUGUGGAAACGCUGCCUGGUGGCGUGGUCUUGCAGCAGCUACAAGACUGGCUGAAGCUUCACUUCACAGAAGGCGAUCGCUUAGCCAGGGAAGUGUUGCAGUCAGAGGACUUCCAGUUCAAUGAGGUGUACUGGAAAGCUAUCUACAUCUAUGUGAUGCAAGGCAGAUUGGCCGAAGCUAGACAUCUUCUCUCCACGCACGCACAGCAAGAACAAGACACUCUCAAUACCUUUGCUCGCAUGGACAAGCUGAUGCGAGACAUGCCCGUCUUCAGCGCCUUGAGCCGGCAGUCCCUGGCCGAGUUUGACCUACGGUGGCGCCAUUGGCAGGACCAGUGCGCGCAGUGUCUGGAGGACAGUGCGUUCAUCUCAUAUCAUCAUCUGCACACGAUAUGCAGGAUCCUGUCGGGGGACCAGUCAGUCUUUUCAGAGCUCAGCGACAUGCUGGGCAGCUGGUAUCAGAUGCUGGUCACCAAGCUGCUGUACUCCAACCCGACAGUCAGGGCACUAGACCUGCAGUACCACGCCAAGGCGUGUAUUGAUGAGUUUGGUGGUUCCUCUAGGAUGAGUGCAUUAGACAACAUCUUGAUGGCAGCCUUUGAGUUUGACGUCCAUCAAGUCAUCAAAGCAAGCAGCGCCACCAUGAGUAAUUGGUGGUUCGUGGCCCAUCUGGCUGACUUGUUGCAUCACUGUGGCAAGCUGGACUCCCAUCAACUCAAUUUUGGCUCCAACUUGAGAGAGUUCCUUCUUCUUGAGUAUGCCUCCACCCUCAUGUCUCAUGACAGCUUAUGGCAGGUUGUCGCUGGUUACUUAGACCACUGUCCACAGUUUGGAAGGCAUUACCUGGAGCUCUUCAUUGAGAGAAUCCCGCUGCAGUCCGAGAGGAAAGCCAUGAAGGUGCUGAGGGUAUGUGAGGAAAGAGAAAUGACAGAACAAGUCAGGAGCAUCUGCAAGGUCCUUGGGAUGCGUUCCCUCCAGCAAGGCAGGCUAGGCUCGGCCCUGUCCUGGUGCAUCCGGUCCAAGGAUGCCGCCUUUGCCACGGUCCUCUCCGAUCGGUUCCUGUCUGAGUACAGCCUGGGAGGUGGCUUCUCUAACCUGGAUCUGAUUGACAACCUCGGCGCUGCCAUGCUGCUUAGUGAUCGACUCACCUUCCUAGGAAAGUACCGUGAGUUCCAUAAGCUAUAUGAGAGAGGGGAAUUCCAGGAGGCUGCUGGUCUCUUGUUGUCGUUGCUGACUGCCAAAUUGGCUCCAAAGAGCUUCUGGCUCAUUCUGCUGACGGACGUCCUCCCCCUGCUGGAAUUAGAAGAGCUGAUCUUCAGAAGCCAGCAGACCUACGAGUUGCUGCACUGUCUGAAUGAGCUGACCCAGUGGUAUUCCUCCAAGGACUACCUGAGGUCGGACGCUGCCAAACGCAAAACCAAGGGACAACAAGAGCUUGAGACCGAAAAACUUGAGCUCCUGAAACUGGGCCUGGCAAGAAACCUGGCACGGGCUGUUCAAGAGGAGGUUAUCAUAAGCUGAACAAUGCACCAGUCAUAUCAUGUCUACCAUGGUCAAAAGGAUAAGUUCCAGCUUACAGGCAAUCUGAUUGGUCAGUGGGAGACAGGCAGUGAUGCUAACAGCCAAUUGACUUUCAGGAUAGCUGGUGUAAACCGUCUGUGUGCGACAGCAAGUAACAUAUCUCAUUAUUGGUCACUGAGAGUUAUACUCUGAGGCCUUUAACCAAUCAGUUGAUUUGAACCAUCGAAGAGUGAAAGGCAAUCAACAGGCAGUUUGAUUGGUCUACACAGACUGUUUUUGUUGCCAUUAAUCAAUCCGAUAUGGUGUUCUAGUACUGGAUAUAUCAGAUAUUCCAAACCAAGCAGGCUUCUUGCCACAAGAAAGGGAUGAAUUGUCUAGAGUUGCUAUAAGCACAACAAACUGGCUAAGCACAAAACGUUUUUGCUUAAACGCAAAUGCAGGUCACCGGUUUCUAUUGUCUAGACAUGUAUAUUGUGUAUGAAAGGUAUUUGGGCUGUAUAUUACUUGUGAAAGGCGCUCAGCAUGUGUAUAUGCUUAGCAAUGAUUUCGGCUAUGAAAUUUAGGCUAGGACCAAGGAUUAUGUCUUUGAUUGGAUCUUACCAUUAUGCAAACAAAAAAUAAUCUAAUAAAUAAAAAAAAUCAAGGAAUUUUAAAUUCCUUGAAAAAAAGCUACGAUGUUUUCCCCAAUGUCCCAAGAUUUGCAUUUGCUUCUUUUCUACGCCAUUUUGGCUGUGAAAUUCGGUCAAGGAAUUAAGGCUUAGUCCCUUUUUUUGGAUUUUACCAUUAUGCAAUCAAAAAUACUCUAAUAAAUAAAGAAAAUCUAGGAAUUUUGAAUUCCUGGUAAGGACUGCAGUGCCCCCCCCCCCCCCACAACAGUGUCCCAAGAUUGUACAUUUGUUUCUUUUCUACCCCAAAGUUAAUUAUAAACUUUGGAUGAAAUUCAGGUUUAACAGUGAAGGUGUGUGGUGUGUGAACAUGAUUUCAUUAGGAAUCUAUCCUGAAAAUCUCGGUCCAAAUCUUCCAUUAAAAAAAUAGAAUUCCACUCAGGUGUUACUUCCAUUCAUUUUUAUCUUACAGGUGAAUUUCUAAAACCCCAUUUUCAUUAUUGUAUUUUUAUACCAAAACCACCAGCCUUCCAUUCUUUAAUAAAGAAUGCUUUUGUUGCCGUAAUGGUAUUUGCAAAUAUCGGUACACCUACUUGCAGAAAUAAACAAAGUGUAAAUAACAACUA
This is a messenger RNA of Patiria miniata (bat star), 3281 nucleotides long. RefSeq names its product nuclear pore complex protein Nup85-like. The record is from RefSeq and is a predicted model, not a curated record. Gene Ontology annotation, molecular function: structural constituent of nuclear pore. Bases 44 to 2050 code for a protein of 668 amino acids. Gene Ontology annotation, cellular component: nuclear pore outer ring. Lineage: Eukaryota; Metazoa; Echinodermata; Asteroidea; Valvatida; Asterinidae. The transcript has 19 exons. Gene Ontology annotation, biological process: positive regulation of DNA-templated transcription; mRNA export from nucleus; protein import into nucleus.